AUGUCUGAGCCCGAACAGUGCAUCAUAUGUCUGGACCCUCUACCGCGCCCCUCGCCCGUCGUCGACGGCUCCGCCGCCCCGGACGACGCAACCCUGACGGCUGCCGUCGCUGAUGCCGUCUCCGAGGACAACAACUAUCUCGACAUCGUCGCCGCCCUCGACGGCUGCGAGCACAUCAUCCACGACUCCUGCAUCCGCUCCUGGGCUCAGAAAACAAAUACUUGCCCCAUCUGCCGCGAGCCCUUCCACUCGGUCCGCGUCUACAAUGGUGCCGAUGGCACCGCAAUCUCUACCUAUGAUGUCCAAGACAAGAAGCAGGUGGCCGAGUUCGAUGUCCAGCAGUGGCAAGCUCAGAACCCCGAGCCGGACGAAGACGAGGCCAGCAACCCCUGCCCCAUAUGCAACUCGGCCGAACGAGAGGACAUACUGCUUCUCUGCGAUAGUUGCGAUGCCGCCUACCAUACCCACUGCAUCGGACUAGAUUACAUCCCCGAGGGCGACUGGUACUGCAUGGAGUGUGCCCAUCUGUUCGAGCUGGACGAUGAGCCCGAACGACCGCGGCUCAGUGCUCGGCCGCCCCCUGUGGGCGUUCGCAGGCCCAAUGCACGGGACGUUCGCGGUUACCACGUCAGAACCAGGGAGCGCCUGAGGAGGGCCCGCCGACAAGCACGCAACGUCGAGUGGCAAGGCGCCUGGGGCCAGUUUGCCGGAAGAUUCUUCGAGAUGAGCGAGCUUGAUCUCGAUAACCACGACGAUGACGAGGACCUCGAGCAGUAUCGCCUGUUCCAACAACACGAUCAACGAGAGCUGCAGCGCUGGCAGCAACGACUCAAUAUUGCACAGCGUCUCGGUGCCCAAGAGGAGUUCGCUCCGAGCAUUCCUCCACAGAUCAGCGAGCGCUUGCAGCCUGUUCCUCAACCAGUCGAGGAAACGCGAGAUGAGCGCCGAGCCUGGGGCGCCCUCGACCGGGCCCGCGAGGCUGAGACGCCUGCCACCAACGGGUCGUCGCGGAAGCGGAAGACCCGUUCUGUCACGGCGUCGCCGGCGGAGCCUGCCCAGGAGCCAGAAAGGAAGUUGAAGAGGCCCCGUACCCGGCGACUCCCCACCCAGCCCGAAGCAUCAACGUCGGCUUCGUCGCCCACCACAACAGCCGGCCCCUCGACAUCGCGGCCAACGAAUGGCUCGACCUUGCGAAAUGGCCUUGUCCGCGUCGAGACAGAGACUCCUCUGGUUUCGUCGCUGUUGAAGGAGUUGGAGCCGAACGCCCCGUCUGAGGAUGAGACGGCGGUGCUGACGCCGACGUGGCGAGUCCCGCCCGAGGCGUCGUCUCCGGCCCUCUCGCCGUCGCCAUCGAAUCACAGCAGCCCCCGAGCGCUGUCCCUGACUCCCCCGCCGCUCCCUCGCACAAACGGUCGGGAGUCGUCCCCAACUUCACUCAGCACACACAUCGAGCCCAGGUACCCACCUGCAAACUACUCUCCUAGCAGGCCAACUAGCGACAACAGCGACUCAGAGUCCCGUCCAAGUCGGCCAGAAGUUCGGCCAAUCGAGUUGCGCCAGCCUCGACCUCGUCGGCCGCAGCAGAUUAGGCGGCGAGCCGAAGAUUCCUCGCCAACAAGGUUAGCCAUGACGCACGAGGAAAAGAAGAGCAUAAACGACAUUGUCAAGGUUGCUCUGAGACCGCACUGGCGCUCUCAGAAGUUGACGACGGAGCAGUACGAGACGAUCAACCGGGCCGUCUCCCGCAAACUUUACGACGAGGUGAAGGACGCAGCGGCGCUCGACGACGAGUCGAGACGAGUGUGGGAGAAGAGAGCCACGCAGGAGGUGGCGCGAGCGGUUGCAGAGCUUCAAGCCUGA
Molecule: messenger RNA, 1860 nt
Organism: Purpureocillium lilacinum
Lineage: Eukaryota; Fungi; Ascomycota; Sordariomycetes; Hypocreales; Ophiocordycipitaceae
Source: RefSeq, a predicted model, not a curated record